CAAUGGCGUCUUCUUCCUUAUUUGGCUGCUGCGUAUGUCUUAGAUUAUUUCUCCAAAUCACUGUUUGAGAACUUCGUAGAUUUUUUUGCAGGCUUACUGACAAAGCAAAGGAGUCAGAGACAGGCUGAUUUGGGACGUGAGAUUCAUGCUUUAUGUGCUGCCAGCAAACCACUGUCUUCUUGGACUGCUCAGCAGGCAGCCCAGGAGUGUCGAGAAGCUUGUGGAGGACAUGGUUACCUUGCGAUGAAUCGUCUGGGUGAAAUCCGAAAUGACAAUGAUCCAAACUGCACAUAUGAGGGAGAUAACAAUGUCCUGCUUCAGCAAACCAGCAACUACUUAAUGAGCUGGAUGAAUUGCAUAAGAGAUAAAGUGCCUUUCGAAUCCCCUCUUGGAACAAUAAACUUUUUGCAAGACUACCAUCAGAUCCUUGGCUGGAAAUUCACAGCCAUUAGCGUUGAAGAUUGCAUGGACUCCUCAGUUCCUUUAGCAGCAUAUAAGUGGCUGGUUUGCUACCUGCUCCGAGAAAGUGACCUAAAGCUGAGAAAGGAGAAGCAGUCAGGGAAAAGUGAUUUUGAGGCAAAAAACAACUGCCAGGUGUACUACUGUCGAACACUAGCCAUUGUUUUUGUUGAACAAACAGUCUUACAAAGGUACCACAACUACACUCAUGAUCCCAACAUACCAUCUGCUCUGCAGACAGUGCUUAAGAAUCUCAGUGCUCUGUAUGGGCUCUGGUCUUUAAGUAAACAUCUGGCGGUGCUCUACCAAGGUGGCUAUGUUUCAGGUGAACAAGCUGGUAGAUUUAUUCAGAAUGCUAUUCUGGAGCUUUGCUACAGGUUGAAAGAGGAUGCAGUUGCCCUUGUUGAUGUCUUUGCUCCUCCUGACUUCAUUCUCAACUCUCCCAUUGGUAAAGCUAGUGGCGAGUUAUAUAAAAAUAUGUGGUCGGAGAUCCUUCAAGGCAACAAAACUCUGAACAGACCUUCGUGGUGGGCAGAAUUUUGUAUUAAUAAACCUGUUACAGGCAGGCUGAGGUCAAGAUUGUAAACCAAACAACUUGUAAAAGGCCGGAUAGGCUUGAGAUGGAUACCAUAUUUCAAACGUCAGGAGGAAAUGAGACCAUAUGUCAAACAUUGAAAAGCAAGAGAUUUUCAUAUAGAAGUGCCAAGUUUUAAAAUAACUUUGAAAUCAGGUCCAACUUGGUCUCAAGGACUCUUAACAUAAUAAUGACAUGAGUGGGAGCAACACAUCUGCACACUAUUCAUAUUUACUCGGUUAAAUACAAAGAACGAAGGUUCAUAAUGAUCACUGCUUUGCAAAGUUUCUGUAAACAGUGUUCCAAUUGCUCUCUUGACCACUGGCAUAUUACAGAAGUUAAAUAAUUAAAAAACAUUUCCUCCAGGGCAUAUGAACAAGCUGAAAAAAUGUAUUUUUUCAAGAUUCUAGGAUAAUAUUUGCAAAAUAAAAGAGAAUAUGAAGACAAAAAGGAAAAAGACAUGAAGAACACCAACAGUGGUAAACCUGCAAUAAGGGAUAGGGUUCAUUCCUGACAGCCAUGGAGCUCUUCUGAUUUACAUUAUGCCCCUGUGUUAAACUGCUUAAUUGUUCUUCCAAUGCAAGAAGAGGAUUGGAUUUGUAGAUAAUCUGCCUUUGAAUUAUGUGUUUAUCUGUACAUACAACAAAUUAAACAUGAUUCAUGCAUCUUUUUUUUAAAUAUGUAGUAAUACGAACACAAAAGUCUUGUAUAUAUUUUCUUUGUUGAUAAUAACAUUUUCGCUGCUGCACAGCUAGUAUCAAGUCUGGGAUAUAUUGAUGCACAGAAAUUGCAUCUAUGUUUUAGGUCAGAAUAUACUCUUAAUUAUUAUAAAUAUGGAAUUAAAAGCACAUACAACAGUUAUAGGCAUUAUUGAAUGUAUUAGUAUUUUUUUUUUCAGCUAUAUUAAUUGUCAAAUGUUUUUAACUGUCAGUUUUCUUCAGGAAUGGAAAAGACAACAGUACUUUGAAAAUUCAGAAUAUUUUGUUUCAGAUAUGUUGUGAAAAACUAAUUUUUCCAUUAUUGUAUCUAUGAAGUACUGUUAUGCAUAAAUCUUGUUUCUUUUUUUUGUUAAGAAUAAUCCUUUCAAGCCUAAGAGAUUUAUCAGUUCAAAAGUUGAGAAUUUAUGGCUAAUUAUGGAUAAUUUUUGGCUUGGGCUAUUAAAUGAAUGUGAAUUCAAUACUUGAGUGUUAAAUUCCACUUGAG
Messenger RNA from Oxyura jamaicensis (ruddy duck), 2236 nucleotides. Its product is annotated as peroxisomal acyl-coenzyme A oxidase 3-like. Gene Ontology annotation, molecular function: FAD binding; fatty acid binding; pristanoyl-CoA oxidase activity. Lineage: Eukaryota; Metazoa; Chordata; Aves; Anseriformes; Anatidae. The transcript has 9 exons. The annotation marks the transcript as partial. The record is from RefSeq and is a predicted model, not a curated record. Gene Ontology annotation, biological process: fatty acid beta-oxidation using acyl-CoA oxidase; lipid homeostasis. Gene Ontology annotation, cellular component: peroxisome.